Molecule: messenger RNA, 2008 nt
Organism: Carassius auratus (goldfish)
Lineage: Eukaryota; Metazoa; Chordata; Actinopteri; Cypriniformes; Cyprinidae
Product: succinate dehydrogenase cytochrome b560 subunit, mitochondrial
Exons: 6
Coding region: 51-560 (169 amino acids)
Biological process (GO): tricarboxylic acid cycle; mitochondrial electron transport, succinate to ubiquinone
Cellular component (GO): membrane; respiratory chain complex II (succinate dehydrogenase)
Molecular function (GO): electron transfer activity
Source: RefSeq, a predicted model, not a curated record
UGACAUAGCGCAUCCGGCUGCGUCACGUCCGAACACUCAAGCUCAAAAACAUGGCGUUGCUACUAAGGACGGUGGCCCGACAGGGUCUGUGUUUGUCACGAUCACAGUUCGGUGUACUCUACAGACCUGCAGUUCCUAUGGGAACUGCAGCAAAAAAGGAAAUUAACAAGUUUUGGGCAAAAAACACACAACUCAACCGACCUGUCUCCCCACAUAUAAGCAUCUACAAGUGGUCUGUCCCCAUGAUGAUGUCCAUCUCACACAGAGGAACAGGCGUAGCACUGAGUUCAGGAAUCUCUGUCUUUGCACUUGCUGCGUUGGUGUUACCUGAGAGUUACCCGUAUUACCUUGAUUUGAUUCACUCCAUGACUUUUGGGCCCCAGUUUUUUGCUUUCAGCAAAUUUGCUCUGGCCUUCCCAGUGGCUUACCACUCGUUCAACGGCAUCCGGCAUUUGGCGUGGGAUCUUGGGAAGGGUUUUAAGAUUCCUGAAGUCUAUCGUUCUGGCUACAUUGUCAUAGCUUUGACUGUUCUCACCUCGAUCGGUCUCGCUGCCAUGUAAAUCCAUAGACAUGACAGGACUGGGCGAGACACACAAAUGAAGAAGACGUGGACUUAGAGAAAGUGGUGUUCUUUUGUUUAUCUGUCUUAGAAGUGGUCUAGAAGUGCCAAAAAUUUAAAAAUUAUUUAUAAAAUAAAAAAUAUAUAUCAACCCAAAAAAUAUCCUCAGUGUUUCUCCAUGUUGAAUGCCUUGCACAUUGCUAAACUGGAAAAGAUGGGCAUAGCACUUAACUUGGCAUUUAAAAUGAACUUUAUAUAUGGAAAUGUGAGGAGUGGGCUGAGCAUUUGCCUUGUUUUAUUGUGUCACUGCAGUAUUUCCAAAUAUUGUUGACUUGUGUGUGCUUGAUUUUACUUCAGUUUAAUAAAAUCACUUUGGGUUGCAAAAGCCCUUCACAUUUACAUUCACAUUUAGUCAUUUUGCAGACGUUUUUAUCCAAAGCGAAUUACAAUUGGAUAUAUUCAAGCAGUUCUUAUUAAAGAUGCAAACAGAUACAGGAAGUGCUUAUAAUGCCAUAUUUUAGGCAUUGUUCAAAUAAGCUAGAAAGAGAAGGAAAAGUAUAGAGAAAGACACUUUAUUUUUUAUGAUGAAGUCAAGUAUCCUCAAAAGAGAUGAUUUUUUAGCUGCCGCUUGAAAAAAUUCAGGGAUUGAGUAUUCCAGAUAGGGCUGGGAAGAUCAUUCCACCAGCCAGGAAUGGUGAAUGAGAAUGUUCUGGAAAGUGAUUUUGAGCCUCUCUGUGAUGGUACCAUGAGGUGUCGCUCACUAGUGGAUCUCAGACUUCUGGAGGGGGUGUAGAUUCGUAAGAGUGAGUGGAAGUAGGCGCGUGCUGAGCAUGUGGCUGUUUUAUAUGCAAGCAUCAGUGUCUUGAACUUGAUGCGAACCACAACUGGUAGCCAGUGCAAGAAGAUAAAGAGAGACGUAACAUGGGCUUGUUGAAGACCAGUCGUGCGGCUGCAUUCUGAAUCAUUUGUAGAGGUUUGGUUGUGCUAGAUGGAAGUCCAGCCAGAAGAUAAUUGCGGUAGUCCAGCCUAAAAAUUACAAGGGCCUGUAGAAGAAGUUGUGCAGGAUGCUCCAAUAGGAAAGGCCUGAUCUUUCUUAUGUUGUGCAAUGCAAACCUGCAAGAUCGAGCAGUCUUUUCAACAAUUAAACAUCUAGACUCUGUAUAUGUGACAAAUGUUGUUGUGUGAUUUCCGCCCAGCAUUACUCAGUAAUGACAUGAAGAGGUGAAGAUCGUAGUAUGACUCACAUAAUGUUUUUCUCCAUUUAAUUUCCUGUUGCAUUUGCAUCUAUAAUGAUACUUUUUUGAGACAAUGCAUAUAAAACAUUUAUAUCUGUUGCCUUCAUGUGUCAUCAUGAUGGUACCGGUGAUGUUUCGUAGUAAGUUAACUGCUAAUAAGAAAGCGGGAUUAGAAUCUUGUUAGUAUUUUAAAUAAACCCAAAUGUUGAAAUCU